AUGCAAGAGGUGGAGUUAGGUUUGAUUAGAAAUGAGUCAGCCAGUCCCACAGAAGACGGCACCCAAGCUAGAAGCUAUAAAAGGGUCAGUGUCCCAAUCCAUCGACACCCUGCAAGCUGCAUCAGGCCUUAUCCUACCUGUUCCUUUGGCGAAGCAGAUGAGAAUGGCACACUGAGCAAGGAUGAGCUGAAGGAACUGCUGGAGAAGGAGUUCCGGCCAAUUCUGAAGAAUCCAGAUGACCCGGACACAGUUGACGUCAUCAUGCAUAUGCUGGAUCGAGACCACGACCGAAGGCUGGACUUCACCGAGUUCCUUCUGAUGGUGUUCAAACUGGCUUUGGCAUGCAACAAGGUCCUUGGGAAGCAGUACUGUAAAGCUUCAGGGUCAAAGAAGCACAGGCGUCACCACCCGAGAGAAAAGGGGAACAAAGGGAAGAGGAGGCGCCGAACAGAAUCAACUUCAGGCGUCCAUGGGAGUGUGGAGAGAGGCCAUAACGUAGUUCUGGGGGCCAGGGAAUGCAUAGCGGAGAUCUCCCCCAAAGGUUCCCCGAUUCACCCGGAGUCCCGUGAGGGGGAGGACAACCGCUCAGGGAGAUCUUCCCAAAGGUCUCCAGUCCACCCUGAGUCCAGUGAAGGGGAGGAGCACCCUGUAGUCUCACAGAGACAGCCAGCAUCCUCCCAGGGCCAUGGCGGACCUCAGCACAGAGACUCGGUCCAGGGACGUCAAGGGAGGUCUCCAAGGCAGGCUCAGGACAGCAGUAGACAGCCCCAGUCUGGCCAUCAACAGCCCUCUUCUUCAGGCUCGGGUCCUUCCCCAAGAAGGUCCCCGGUUCACCCCGAGUCCAGCGAGGGUGAGGAGGACUCCUUCCCCUCACAGAGAGGCUCAGGAUCCCCGUAUCCUCAUGGUGGGUCUCAGCACAGAGAGUCAGUUCAGGGACGACAUGGUGGACCUCAAAGGCAGUCCCAAGACAGCAGUCGACAGCCUCAGUCUGGCCAUCAGCAGCCCCCCUCUUCCGGCGCAGGGAGAUCUCCCCAAAGGUCCCCAGUCCACCCUGAGUCCAGUGAAGGGGAGGAGCACCCUGUAGUCUCACAGAGACAGCCAGCAUCCUCCCAGGGCCAUGGCGGACCUCAGCACAGAGACUCGGUCCAGGGACGUCAAGGGAGGUCUCCAAGGCAGGCUCAGGACAGCAGUAGACAGCCCCAGUCUGGCCAUCAACAGCCCUCUUCUUCAGGCUCGGGUCCUUCCCCAAGAAGGUCCCCGGUUCACCCCGAGUCCAGCGAGGGUGAGGAGGACUCCUUCCCCUCACAGAGAGGCUCAGGAUCCCCGUAUCCUCAUGGUGGGUCUCAGCACAGAGAGUCAGUUCAGGGACGACAUGGUGGACCUCAAAGGCAGUCCCAAGACAGCAGUCGACAGCCUCAGUCUGGCCAUCAGCAGCCCCCCUCUUCCGCGCAGGGAGAUCUCCCCAAAGGUCCCCAGUUCACCCUGAGUCCAGUGAGGGGGAGGAACACCCUGUAG
Molecule: messenger RNA, 1515 nt
Organism: Acomys russatus (golden spiny mouse)
Lineage: Eukaryota; Metazoa; Chordata; Mammalia; Rodentia; Muridae
Product: filaggrin-2-like
Biological process (GO): establishment of skin barrier
Cellular component (GO): nucleus; cornified envelope; keratohyalin granule
Molecular function (GO): transition metal ion binding; calcium ion binding
Source: RefSeq, a predicted model, not a curated record